Molecule: messenger RNA, 1098 nt
Organism: Closterium sp. NIES-65
Lineage: Eukaryota; Viridiplantae; Streptophyta; Zygnematophyceae; Desmidiales; Closteriaceae
Source: the annotation of a GenBank genome assembly
AUGGGGGAUUUUUUGCGGAAAGACUUGGCUGGCCCACCAGGACGCACUAAGGCUCAGAAUCGUGCGACCGUUCAACAACUUAAGCUGAUCGGUCAAAGCCAUCCGACUGGCCUUACGCCAAGCCUUCUGAAGCUGUUCGAGCCGCGGCCUUCCUUGGAGUUCAAGGCUCCACUGGAGAAGCGGAAGAUGCCGGAGCUAACGGGCCUUGCGCAGUUUGUGGACCAGUUCGCGGAGCAGAACGAGACGGAGUACGGCCCGCCUACCACCAAAGGAGAGACCAGAGAAGAGAAGAAGCAGCGGAUUCGCGCGGCGAAGCUGGAGAAGGGCCGCAAGCAGGUCGAGGAGGCACUCGCCGAGUACAACCCGGCUGCCGACCCCAACAUUGAGGGCGACCCUUACAAAACCCUUUUCGUGGCUCGUGUCAGCUACGAAACCACGGAAACUAAGAUACGUAGAGAGUUUGAGGCAUAUGGGCCAAUCCGCAAGGUGCGUGUGGUGACGAGCACAGUGGACAACAAGCCGCGCGGCUACGCUUUCAUCGAGUACCACCACACACGAGACAUGAAGACGGCGUACAAGCAGGGCGACGGGCGCAAGAUCGACAACCGGCGCGUGAUAGUGGACGUGGAGAGGGGGCGCACUGUGCCCAACUGGCGCCCGCGCAGGCUCGGCGGAGGGCUGGGCUCCACACGCAUUGGCGGCGAUGAGGUCAACCAGAGGCACUCCGGGAGGGACCCUCCUGCUGUUGUUGCGCCGCCACCGCCGCCCCGCUUGGAAGAGCGACCGAGAGAACGGCCUGUCGAAAAGGCGGCGGAAAUCGGCCCUCCUGAACGAGCCGAGGCUGUGAAGGAGGAGGCUCCGCUUGAGGAACGGGCGAGAAGCAGGGAGCGCGAUGGGGAAAGGGGCAGGGAGAAGAGCAGGGAGAGGAGCCGCGAGAGGAGCAGGGAGAGGGACCGUGACAGGGGUAGGGACAGGGAUCGCAGGAGGGAUCGUGACAGGGACUAUGACCGCAAGGACAGGGAUAGGGAGAGGGACAGAGACAGGGACUACGACCGCAGUUACCGCUCACGCUCGCGCGACCGAGAGAGGGAUCGCUAG